This is a messenger RNA of Plenodomus lingam JN3, 1821 nucleotides long. The record is from RefSeq and is a predicted model, not a curated record. NCBI's taxonomy places the organism in Eukaryota, Fungi, Ascomycota, Dothideomycetes, Pleosporales, Leptosphaeriaceae.
AUGGCCUCCAGCCUGCAGCAAAUGGCUGCCACUAUCACCGAGCGCUCGCGAACCCUCAUCAACAACGACCUGAAGAAGAUCCUAAAAGAGGAAGGCUCAUCACAGACAGGCAACAAGGCAGCCCUCCAGACUCGAGUCAUCAGCCUCAUCAAUAAUGCUGUCCAAGAGGGCAACGCGGACCUGUUGCGCCGGCUUCAGUACCGCAUCCAGCACCACGGAGAGGCUCCUCGAGCCGCUGCAGCGAGCAGUCCCUCGACCCCUUCUUUUCCCCGACCUACGCCGCCAGCAGCGAACGGGUACAGCAUGGCGGCCAAUGGAUACCAGGCCAGCGGCUCACCCUACUCGGCCUACCAGCAACCCCACAUAUCUACUCGUCCCAAUGGCUACUUCUUCAAGGACAGCCCGUUUUUCGAGAUACGCGAGCUGAUCAUGAGCAACAUUUCUCUUGAUGCUUCGCCCAGUCAUCGUCAGAGUGUUACGCGAACCCUGAUACCCUCGGAACAUGUGGCUGCCCGCCUCAAAUCAGAUAAAUCGCUACGAUUACUCUUGUUUUCGGCACUCGAACAGCCACUUGCACCGUAUGCGCGGCUAGAUAUCAGCUUUCCAUCCCAGAUCGAAGUCCGCAUCAAUGCUCAAGAGGUCAAGGCUAAUUACAAGGGCUUGAAGAACAAGCCCGGUUCGACUCGCCCUGCUGAUAUCACAGAGUUUGUGCGAAUCACGCCAACUAAUCAUCGCAAUUCUCUCGUCAUCACCUAUGCUCUGACGCAGAAGGCAAGUCAACAGAAGUAUAACUUGUUCAUAUACAUGGUCAAGAAGUUUUCUGUUGAAGAACUGACACGACGGAUCAAGUUGCGCAACCUCAUCACCCGGCAAUCCGUGUUGAAUGAGAUGUUGAAAAAUGCCAACGACCCCGACAUCGAAGUCGGUUCUAGCGUCAUGUCACUAAAGGACCCCAUUUCCACCCUCAGGAUACAAACACCGUGCAGGUCGACAGUGUGUACUCACAAUCAGUGUUUCGACGCUGAAUCUUUUUUGCAACUUCAAGAGCAAGCACCCACUUGGACUUGCCCGAUCUGUAACAAGACGAUAUCGUACGAAGCUCUCGCAGUCGAUCAGUAUGUGGAAGAGAUUCUGAACAAGGCUCGAAAUGUAGACCAGGUCACUAUUGAACCAAACGGCGAUUGGUCACUCGACAAAGAGGCUUCGCCCAAACGAAAUGAUCACAGCGCUCAUGGCGCUCACGACGAUGAUAGCGAUGAGGAUCUGGUCGAGAUACCCGACUAUCGUAUUCGAGCCAUCAGGUCCGAAGCAAUCCCCACGCCGACAUCACUGAGUACGCCACCGCAACUCUCGCGAGAUUCGUCCAUGGCUCCUCGCUCCGGUCAGAAGCGGACAUCUGAGGUGGUGGAUUUAACAUUGAGUGACGAUGAAGAGCCGGUGCGGCCAGCCAAAAAGGUAGCGUACAGUACCCCGAAUAGCUUCCCAGAUUUGCCACGUCGCCAGUUACCUCCCCUUGGUCACUCCAGUUAUGGUGCACAUAGCCGACCGAUACCGCCUGCCUAUGGCGUGGGCUCGAGCUUUCCCCGGCCCUCUGCAACUCCUACAUCACCUCCACCACGCACUGCUUUUCCUGAUGAUUAUGACGAGUGUUCUUCAGCUAAUAUCGCACCGGUUGGUCUCAUGGCCUCGUCGGCCAAAGGCUGGUCACUUCGUGGGCAUCCUUUGUCCAAACCGGUCGGCCAACCCUACACCCGUACAUUUUUCUUCCAGCUCGUCUCCUCCCUCUUUGUUAUCCCAACAGAAGAGAAUUUUUUAGCAUAG